This is a messenger RNA of Lolium perenne, 999 nucleotides long. The record is from RefSeq and is a predicted model, not a curated record. Lineage: Eukaryota; Viridiplantae; Streptophyta; Magnoliopsida; Poales; Poaceae.
AUGUCGGAAGGAGGCGCAGAGCUCGAGCAUGGACGCCUCCACGUUGGAAAGAGGUUCUGGUUCUUGGCACUCCCCUGCCAAGCAACAGGGCUAGUCAUCCACGUCUGGCUCGUCAUCGGUAAUGUCGGUGCCGCUAUCCACGAUGGCAGGCUCGUCGCCAUCGAUGCCGCAGACAAGCUCUUCAUCGCGAGCGCCGACUAUGCGAUCAAGGCAGCAUCCAUUCGCGGCGACGCACCAACGUACGACCACCAGCUUCUCAGAUCUAUAAAGAUGACAUAUGACGGUCGAGCUGUUUUGGGGUUCCAAAUCGCAGGAGAUAUGGACGCUGCUGCGCCGCCGCCAUCCGUGCCGGAGGAGCUGCCAGUCAGGGACUGGUCGCUGUUGCCCCUCGACGUGCUUGCCUCGGUCUUCGUCAGGCUCAGCGCUGUCGACGUCCUCAGGGGCGCUGGCCUCGUGUGCCGCUCCUGGCUCCAAGCCGCCAAGGUGCCAGACGUGUGGCGUGUCGUGGACAUGGGGUACCACAAUAUCAUGUUCAAAUACGACAAGAAGGAACGUGCUGACUUAUGCGCGAUGGCGAAAGCAGCCGUCGACCGUUCCGAUGGACAGCUUCGGGAGUUUGCCGGGAUGUCGUUUGUCACCGACGAGCUCAUGCAGUAUAUCGUGGAAAGGUCACCCUCGCUGACUACCCUUCGGCUUGUAUGCUGCUGGAAGGUACACUGCUGGAAGGUCUUCAGUGCACGACUCGCUGGUGUUAUAACAGAGUUACCUCUCAACAAGCUCCAAUCUCUUGAACUUGACUACAUUGAUCUUCUCGUGGGAGAAUUAGUCGCCAUCCUUGAGAACUGUCCUAACCUGGACGUUCUUACCGUGCGCGAUUGCUCAGGGCUAGACGAGGAAGACGAGCCGGUCUUGCGAGAGAAGUUUGCCCGGAUUAAGAAUCUGAUAUACGACUGUGUUGGUGAGUGCUUUGAUGACUGUUGGUACGACUAUGGUGACUAG